Messenger RNA from Papaver somniferum (opium poppy), 1146 nucleotides. RefSeq names its product EEF1A lysine methyltransferase 1-like. Gene Ontology annotation, biological process: methylation. Gene Ontology annotation, molecular function: nucleic acid binding; protein-lysine N-methyltransferase activity. The record is from RefSeq and is a predicted model, not a curated record. Lineage: Eukaryota; Viridiplantae; Streptophyta; Magnoliopsida; Ranunculales; Papaveraceae. The coding region runs from base 155 to 904 and encodes 249 amino acids. The transcript is spliced from 4 exons.
AAAAAAUAAAUCUCCCUACAAGAAAAAACCCUAACUCACCCGAUUACAAUCGGAUUCAUCAAGAGACCGAAUAACAUCACUCUAUUUUACUCAUUACCCACUCUCAGGCUCCAACCAGGCAGGCAGGCAACCAGUACCAUAACAUUGUUUGAAAAUGGAGGCAGAAACAAAAUCAGAAAGGGAGAAAGCAAACGUAAUCGAGGAACCAGAAGAAGUAAAAGAACAACAACAAGAUGAUGACGACGAUGAUCAACCAAUGCUAAGUUCUCAAGCUUUAGAAGCCCUAAAAGAGUUUCUAAGUGAACAAAGUAAUCAGUCACAUGAAGAGAAUGGAAGAGGAGAAGAUUCUGAAAAAGUUGACCUAGUUGUUGAGGAUUGGAGAUUGAGUCAGUUUUGGUAUGAUAAAGAAACUGCUGAAACUGUAGCUGAAGAAGUUCGGAAACUCAGUGCUUCCACUUCUUCUUCUGUUGUUUGCAUUGCUUGCCCUACCCUUUAUGCAUAUCUCAAGAAAAUUGAUCCUAGCAUCUCAGUGCAACUUCUCGAGUAUGACAACCGUUUUGAACAAUAUGGGAGUGAUUUCACAUUUUAUGAUUACAACAAACCAGAAGAGUUACCACAAGAACUGAAGCAUGCAUAUCAAAUUGUUGUUGCAGAUCCUCCUUAUCUGAGUAAGGAAUGCUUGGAGAAAGUAACUCAAACAGUGGAGUUUCUUAAGAAACCAGGCGACUCCUGCUUGCUGCUAUUGACAGGGGAGGUUCAAGAGGAGAGAGCGGCGGAACUCAUGAAUUUAUAUGCAUGUGGCUUCAGGCCUCGGCACUGUAGUAAACUUGGAAACGAGUUCAGGCUGUUUACAAACUACGAUCCUGGAGAGAGGUUAGGUGGUUGGGAAGGCCGCAACACAUAGGGCACCUUCUAUUUUCCUCAGAUUGUUCUUAUUCCACCUGUUGGUUUGGUUCUAAUCAGAUAAACAUAGCUUCUAAAGUUGGAUUGUCUCAAUUUGUAUUCAAAUAUCCAGUGUAACACUAAGAAACUAACUUACUUGGAGUACAGCGAUUUAUGUUUCCCUUGUAACACUACGAAACCAAAUUAUUUGGAGGCGGCAGAUAUGUCACUUGAAACUUGCACAAGUGUCUUCUGUAAAUCAAA